This is a messenger RNA of Aspergillus aculeatinus CBS 121060, 1898 nucleotides long. RefSeq names its product adenylate-forming enzyme AfeA. NCBI's taxonomy places the organism in Eukaryota, Fungi, Ascomycota, Eurotiomycetes, Eurotiales, Aspergillaceae. The record is from RefSeq and is a predicted model, not a curated record. Gene Ontology annotation, molecular function: CoA-ligase activity. Bases 1 to 1686 code for a protein of 561 amino acids. The transcript is spliced from 3 exons. Gene Ontology annotation, biological process: secondary metabolic process.
AUGGAUGUAGUGUCUUUCGCAUUCAACGGUCCGGUCGAGUACGACCAAACCCGACCUCUAUACAUUGACGCUCGAGAUCCCUCGCGCAGUCUGAAUGCUUAUCAACUCAAGCAUCUCGUGCAGACCCUGGUGGCCGGAUUGAAACGCCAUGUUGAGCCCGGGGAAGCGGUCUUGGUUCACCUGGGCAACAGCUUCGCCCACUCAGCCCUAUUCUUCAGCAUCCUCGGAGCAGGGAAUGUCUACAUCGGCGCCGGACCCGACAGUCCACCGCUUGAACUGGACAACGUGGUCAAGGCAGGCGAACCCAAGCUGAUAAUCACCACCAGCGCAGCCCUCGCCACCGUGCUCGAAGUUACCUCAGCGCGAGGCAUCGCAGCGAAGCAAGUCUGCGUCUUCUCCGAGGACACCAUCCUGAGCUUCCUGCACAGCCCCGACACCCUCACCCCAGAAAAGCCACCGAUCACCACCACAACCCCCCAGCCCAUCCCACUAACCACCCUCCUAACCCACGGCACCAGCCCCUGGACCCCCCUCACCGCAACCCAGGCACACGCCACGCCCGCCUCGAUGUUCUGCACCAGCGGGACCAGCGGACUCCCCAAAGCCGCGAUCCUUUCGCACACCAACAUGAUCACGCACCACCUCAGCAGCCACUACCCCACCCCAAACCCAGUAACAACAAGCCGCCUAAUCGCCAUCCCAAUGCACCACCUCUACGGCGCGGUGUGGACGCACAUCUUCCCGAUCCGCUACGGCUCGCCCGUCUACAGCCUGCCGCGCUUCGAGAUCCACGCCUUCCUGCAAGCCAUCCACGCCCACCAGAUCACCAACACCUACCUCGUCCCGGCCAUGGUGCACAUCCUGACCCAGACCACCCUCCCCAUAACGCUUAAACUCGCCUCCCUCCGCUACUGCCUCGUCUCCGCCGCCCCCAUCGACGUCCCCGCCCUCGACCGGCUGCAAUCCCUGCUCACCCAUCCCUCCGCCAUCGUCACCCAGAACUGGGGCAUGACCGAGACCGGCCUCGUGUUCCUGUCGCCGGCCACGGAUACCGUCCACGACAAAGCGAGCAUUGGCCGCGUGCGCGGGGACGGGGUCGAGGUGAGGCUUGUUGAUCCCAGGGAUCACGGGGCCGUUAUCGAGGAGGACGGGAGGGCCGGGGAGAUGUGGGUCCGUGGGCCGGGGAUCUUCCUGGGGUAUAAGAAUCGUCCAGACAGUAAUGAUGACAAGGAAGAAGGGGGCUGGUUUCGGACGGGGGAUAUGGUGUUUCGGAAGCAGGGGCUGUAUUAUUUGUUUGGGAGGGUGAAGGAGAUUAUCAAGGUUCGAGGGUAUUCUGUCGCCCCCGCGGAGAUCGAGGAUGUGCUGGUCCAGCACCCCGGCAUCGACGACGCGGCUGUACUUGGGGUGCAGGCAGGUGAUGGCAGUGGGACGGAAGUGCCCAGGGCGUUCGUGGUGAGGAAAUCACCAGCAUCAACUAAAAUCACGGUUGAGGAUGUCUAUGACUUUGUCGCGGGCCGGCUGGCGAGGUACAAGGCGCUGGACGGGGGGGUGGUGUUUGUGAGCGAGAUUCCCAGGACGGCGACGGGGAAGAUUCAACGGGCCAAGUUGGGGCAGAUGAAUGCGCAGAGGGAGAAGAUUGCGAAGCUGCUGGCGGCGAGGAAGGUUGCUGUGGAGGCUGUUGGGUAGGUAGGUAGGUGCCUGAGUUAGUGAACUGGUAUAGAUGAUAUGCUAUAUAGGUUGUUUGUUCUGCAUAUGUUUUUGUGAAUAACAGUGGUUUUGGUUGUUUUGUACCCAAGAUCCACGGAGAUCUUGUGUAUCAUGUCGAUAUCUUCCUCCGAGCUGUUCAAUACUUACUAUAGAUGAGCUUUUCUAGGAAACUGAAAGAAAGGGGGGUCCGG